Messenger RNA from Candoia aspera, 4884 nucleotides. It is a transcript of the gene LENG8, whose product is annotated as leukocyte receptor cluster member 8. Gene Ontology annotation, cellular component: nucleus. The record is from RefSeq and is a predicted model, not a curated record. Bases 869 to 3331 code for a protein of 820 amino acids. Lineage: Eukaryota; Metazoa; Chordata; Lepidosauria; Squamata; Candoiidae. The transcript is spliced from 15 exons.
GCCGAGACGGGUAGAGGAAGGGAAGAGUCAGCGGGCGCCAUUUUGGGAGGCCGUAGGGUUCAUCUGCUCCGCACUCGAGCCGACGAAACCCGCGGCCUGCUUCGGACUGUGGCGCCAGAAAGUGGCCUCGUUUCGCCACGGGCGGCGUCGCGGUUGGGGCUGAGCGAGUGGCUCGCCGCUCCUUCCGUUAGGCUGCGGGCAGGAGAAGGAAAAACUCGGGAGUGGGUGGGCGAGGGCAACGAGACGGCCCGGAGUAAGGGCCGCGCGGGGAAACCUGUGGUAGGCAGGCGGCGAGCGAGCGGCGGCCCCGAGUAAUUUUUGGUGGGAGUCUUUUUCGGGGUGCUGAGAGGGGAAGGCAGGGAAGGGUGGGCCGGGGCUCCGCUGCCAAGGAAGAGAGUUGUGGGUGAAGUUCUUGUGCCCGAGGGUGGGGGACCUUAGUCUUUGGUGCACCUGAAGCAAGGGAAAGUAUGUUACACUACAAAAGGGCCUCACGUGUGAUAUAGUUAAAAACGGGGCGAAAAGAAUAUAAGGCCCCAGAAAGAAACGUGGGGUGAUAGGACUACAUAGCAUCUCGCUUUGUUGGAAGACGUUUGGGCAGGGAUCCCUUGACUAGUGUUGCCUCCUGGUUGUGAAAUUUUAAAUUCCCUUGGCUCUUGCCCUGUGAUGAAAAGGGCAUAAGGAAGUUUAUCUGAGAGUGCUAAAGAGGUGUAUCCACAAGCUUGAGAUGUGCCUGUUUCCUGGUUAACUUCCUUUGCUUGACCUCUACCUGUGGAAGAAGAAAAAAGAAAAGAGAUUUGUGUCAAGAGACGUUGCCAGGCUGUGGAUUGGCAGCCAUUUGAUAUCUACAGUUGCCUGUUCUACAAAUUAGAUGAUGGCUGCCAAUAUAGGAGACCAGCAUUCUUCGGAAUGGGCUUCACAGUACAGCCUGGGUACUGCAAAUGUCAGAGAAAACGGGAUGGAAGGCCCAAUGCAUGAGAACCCCGAAUGGGAGAAGGCCCGUCAAGCACUGGCUAAUAUUAGCAAGGCCAAUGCUGCGGCUGCUUCUAGCAACAGUAAAGGUGCCACCAAUGGUCAAGCUAACGCACAGUACACAGCACAGCAAGGAGAAUCCCUGCAGCAGCAGCAGCAGCAGCAGCAGCAGUACUACCAGUGGUAUCAACAAUACAGCUAUCUCUACCCCUAUAAUUACUAUUAUCCUAUGCAAAAUGUCUACCCUGGGUAUGGUUCUCCCGGGCAAUAUGGUGUCCCAGGCUCUUACUCCCCAACAACACCCCAACAACCCCCAGUUCCUGGGUCGCACCAAGGGAGCAUGAGCCAGCCUCCAGUCCCAGGCAUGGAAGAUGGAGGGAUGUCAUACCCAAGCCAACCUCAGCAAAUGCAAAUCCCAAACCCGCCGCAGUCCCCUAUGCAACAUCCUAACCACCCUUCACAGCAUAGCAACCUACCCAUGGGCCCUGGGGGGCAGCAGCAGCAGGGUGGUCCUCCUGGAGGGUUGCACUCUCAGCCAAACCAGUCAAGUGCCUCCUAUAGCCAGCAGCAGCACUCGUACCAGGAAGCAGCCAAGCCCAAGAAAGGACAGCAGCUGUGGAACCGCAUGAAACAAGCACCCGGGUCUGGUGGUCUAAAAUUCAACCUUCCAAAGCGUCCCUUUGUAAUAACAAAUCAGAACUUCAGCCCUUUGGAGCAACAGCAACAUGGAAACUUUGGUUCCCAGCAGAAUUCAGAGAAACGUCACAGUUCUUCAACAGGUAAGCCUGAAGAUUGGCCACAGGACAUGAAGGAGUAUGUCCAGCGCUGCUUCACAGCCUGUGAGUCAGAGGAGGACAAAGACCGCACAGAGAAGCUCCUUAAGGAGGUCCUGCAGGCCAGGCUGCAGGAUGGCACUGCCUACACAAUUGACUGGAGCAGGGAACCAUUGCCUGGCUUGGGCCGAGACAACUUGGCCGGAAGCCCCAAGAAAAAACAGCAGCGCUGGGAGAUGCCUUCUCUCCACUCGCCGCGUGCCUCCAUGCAGUCAAGUCUCGCCCAACAGCAGCAAAGGAGUGGUGGGGGCAAUCCUCAGCCCCAGCGAGGGGGAGGUAGUGGAGUUGCUGGGACUGGCCGGGCUCGUGGGAAUGGCUUCCCCACCAAAUUUGGAAACCGGAAUGUUUUCAUGAAGGAAAACAGCUCGUCCUCAAGCGUUGAUUCACGUUCUAGGUCAAGGUCGUCUUCACGAUCUCCUAGUCGCCACUUCCGAAGGAGUGAUUCAGACUCAGACAGCUCCUAUUCGGGAAAUGAGUGUCGCUUGGGUGGCCGCAGGAACACUCAGAAAAACCGAGGGCGUGGGGGCCACAUGGACAGAGGGCGGAUGAGAGCACAGCGAGGAAAAAGGCAUGACCAAGGUCCUCCCAAGCGCAAUCGGAAACGCAACACCAUGGAUUAUGAAGAUCCUGAAAAGGAGUUCAAGAAGGAACGGCGGGCAGCACGCUUCCAGCAUGGGGCCCAUUCCAAAAAGCUGCGUCUGGAGCCCCUAAUCCUGCAGAUCAAUACCCUUGACACUAUUGGCUCUGAUGGCCUUGACUGGAAUGAGCUGAAGAUUGUAGGCACCUGCCAGGAGAUCACAAAGCAUUAUCUACGCCUCACUUGUGCACCAGAUCCCUCUACUGUCCGGCCCCUCUCAGUACUUAAAAAAUCUUUAACUGCAGUGAAAUCCCACUGGAAAGAGAAGCAGGAUUAUGCCUAUGCUUGCGAGCAGAUGAAAUCUAUCCGGCAGGACCUUACAGUUCAAGGAAUCCGUACAGAAUUCACGGUGGAAGUGUAUGAAACCCAUGCCAGAAUAGCUCUGGAGAAGGGUGACCAUGAGGAGUUCAACCAAUGCCAGACACAGUUGAAGUUUCUUUAUGCAGAGAAUCUUCCUGGGAAUGUUGGAGAAUUCACUGCUUACCGCAUCCUCUAUUACAUUUUCACCAAGAACUCAGGAGACAUCACAACCGAGCUGGCAUACCUGACAAAAGAGUUGAAAACAGAUCCUUGCGUGGCACACGCCCUUGCCUUGCGAGCCGCCUGGGCCCUCUCGAAUUACCACCGUUUCUUCUGCCUGUACCGCCAGGCCCCUUGCAUGUCCGGCUACCUCAUUGACAAGUUUGCUGAACGAGAGAGAAAAACGGCCCUCAAAGCCAUGAUCAAAACUUUCCGCCCGGUGCUUCCCGUCUCCUACGUUGUGUCAGAGCUGGCCUUCGAGAGCGAGGAGGAGUGCCAAGCUUUCCUUGCAGCUCUGUCCCUUGUGUACAGUAGCCCCGACGCCACCAAGAUUGACUGCAAGCAGAGCUUGGCGGUCCUGGCCAAUUUCUGAGAGCAGGAAACCCACUGCCCUGUUCUAGCCUGUCUUAACAUGUACAUAUAUAGAGAGAUAUAUAUGUCUGUGUUUGUGUGUGUAUAUAUGUAUAUAAAAUCAGAUACAGUUGGCUGCCAUGGGCAAGCUGGGGCCCUGCUCUACCACCUCUGCCGCUGUCCACCACGCACACGGAUAGAAGAGGGUAAGAUCCACGGACGUCGGAUGGCAUCUGAGACUGCCGGAAGCAGAAGAGCAGAGAGUUCGGUCUAACGAUUCUUGGGGUUUGCCAGCAACAGGGAAAGGAGGUUUCAGGGAAGACUAGUUUUGCACCAGUUUACAAUCAUCUGCUCCCCGCCCUCCUCUCAUGUCAAGAUGCAUGAGACGCUGGUUGCAGUGCCCCUGUCUCUCUCUCUCCCCCCAUGGUCAGAAAUUGCCAGGAUAAAAAGUUGGAAUCUGUGGAUUAAUUAUGGGAGAUGAUGGAAAUUGCUGCCUUGUGUUACCAUCUCUUCAUUGUCAUAAGGAUUCAGGAAGCUAGAAGAUUUUCUCCCUAAUCCACAGAGCAAUCCCUCUAAUUUAUUUUUAACUUUUUGGUAAAAUCUCACCAGGCGCUGUUUUAUUCCACUUGACAGAUCUUAAAAGGGCACCGGUACAUGAGCACGUUACGGCUCUAUGUGAAUAUGUGAAAUAUGGUUUUGUACAGAAGCUACAAGUUGUAAAUAAUAGUAGGCAAACUCUUGUUUCUAAGAGGAAAAAAAUCCAUGUUUUUCUACUUUUAUAAUGAUGAGUUUAACAGGUGGUUUUCUCUGAAGAUGAAAAAUUCAGGUUUUGCAUGCACGUUUUGUGUUCUUUAUUAUGCUCCUCAAAAACUAACACUGUCUCAGUUUUUUCCUCUUCCGAGCUACGGCCUGCCUAUGAAAAAGCUUGAGAGAUGCCACCUCUCCGGUCGAACAAAAAAACCAGCCUGAGGGGGAAAGAGCAAAGCAAAAUCUGUCUUCACAUAUUUCCUACCAGUUCAAAGACUUUUUCCUGAGCAAAGGAGAAUGUGAAAGACUUCUUUGUAACAAAACCCCGCAAGGAUGUGGCAGCGACAACCGAAGCAAAUCCAGCGAAGGCAUGGCGGGCCGCUGUGAAAUCAGAUCGACACACAAGAUGAUCUUCACAAUCUCCUUCUAUUGUGUUCUGGAGUUGUCAUGCUAAGUUUUUUUUUAAUUUAUUUUUUUCUCCCUCUGUCCUCAGUUCUUUACAGGUAAACUUGAAAAUGCACCACCCAUUUUCACUUUCUCUCGUCACAUUGUUUCAAUUUUGUUUUAAAGUUUUGAAAGAUUGUCCAACAGUUUUUUCUGUUGUUUUCUUUCUCCCCCCCUCCUUUCCUCCCCCCUAGUCUCUUUAGCUUCUCAUAAUCCCUUCUUCCCCUCUGUUCUCCUUUGCUCUAACUCCUCUUUCUUUUUGUUUUUGAACAUGUGUAAUUUUGGGAUGUUUUGGCUUGGGCUGGAUUUUUCAAAGAUUCCUUUUUCCUUUUCAGAAACCUGAAUUUUUUCCCAUUUGAUUAAAGUCAGUUUUUAAAAACAGUG